Molecule: messenger RNA, 1835 nt
Organism: Sphaeramia orbicularis (orbiculate cardinalfish)
Lineage: Eukaryota; Metazoa; Chordata; Actinopteri; Kurtiformes; Apogonidae
Gene: rpz4
Product: rapunzel 4
Exons: 3
Coding region: 205-1380 (391 amino acids)
Source: RefSeq, a predicted model, not a curated record
CCAACACCCUGGGGUUUUCAGACUGGGUGUGUUUGUGCUGCGUAAUGACGCACCACGUGACCAACAGGACCCAAACUCUGCAGCUUUAGUUCCUCCGCAAACUUUGGAAGUUUUUGCUGUGUUGUAAGAGACGCAGGAGACGUAAGAGGCUUCAGUCCAACCGUCCUGGAACAGAGCUACUCAGUUUGACUGACAACAACAAAGAUGGCCAACCAGCUGCAGAAGCUCGUAGCAGACAAGAAGGACAUGGUGGAGACGGUGAUGGAAGUGUUCGAACAGGGAGCAGAAGUGGUGGCUAGCAUCGCCGGUGACCUCUUCCCUGUUUUCUCCAUCGCUGCACCCAUAGUAAAGCUGGCUCUGGACAACGUGGAGAGCAAAGAGGCCGAAUACAUGAAGGAGCAGUUCCAGAAAGUGCGACAGCGUCUGGAGGUGAUUUCAGAGGAGAUUCAGCGGAUCAACGAUGAGAUCAAGAAGAGCGGAGUGGACGCUGCGUACUUCUCAGUUGAGGAGAACAUCACCAACCAGUUCAGGAAAUACAUGGACAUCCUCAACGCUAAGCCGAAGUUCAGGGAGGUGAAAAAGAAGCUGUUCCUGGAGCAUUUCGCCAAAACCGGCGGCGAGAAAAACCUUAACACCCUCUUCAGUGCCGUGACCGGCGACAACUUCUCGGGGGAAUCAGUCCUGGAGAUCACCCUGAACUACGAGGAGAAGAGUCGUAGAGCGAUGGAGGACUUCUGCGCCAGGAUGAAGAAGCUCUUCUGCGUCGGCCUCAUCGCUCUGUUGGGCCACGCUGCCCUGAAGGAGUACGGCGACGAAGAGGAGCUUCUGAAAGACUGGGGUGAGAAGAUGAAGACCGUCCAGAAGAAAAUGAACGCAGUGAUCGAAGAUUGCAUCCUCAGCUUCCCCAAACAGGCUGAGCUGGAUUCACGGCGACUGGUCAGAGACCGACCAGAACUAACCAACCAGCAGCUGGCGGACGCUAUCGUAGAGAAACUGAAGAAGAAGUACGACUGGGUGGGCUGGUCCGUGCGCGUCUUCAGGUCCCCCACCGGCCUGUUCAACAAAAAGAAGGAGUUCCACUGCCCCACGGGGAAGAGUCGCUUCCAGGUGGCGGCGGCGGAUGACAAACUCAACAUCGUGGUGUCCUACAGUUCAUCACCUGAACCUGUGGACAAGAACCGCAUCCAACAGCUGAUCCACGCUCAGAAGAAGCUCCUGUUGGUGGACACGGCAGAGUUUCUGUUUGGUGAGCUGCCUGGUUCUUGCGUGGUCCACACGGUGAAAAUAAGCAAAGAUCUGGCGUGUUCCACCAGCUUCAGCGAUGAGCUGCACUACUGGGAGGAGCACAAGAACUUCUACGUCUGCGUCCACUCUGCGUAAAGUUUCAGCCGCACAAAUACGGAACAGACUCCUUCCACAUCUGUACCUGACAUUUACACAGCACAAAGCCAACUAUUCUCUGUUCACGAUAACGGUGAAAAUACUUAAAAUGUGCCUUAAAUUUGUACCUUUGUAUGUUUUUUACUGUCUUUAGUCUUUUACUCUUUUGUACUCUGUAGUUUCUGUAGUGUGUCACUAGAAGGCAUUAGGGAAUUUAAACAGUGACAAUGUUAAGUUCUGCUACGGUGACGGAACCAGCCUCUGUAUUAACCUGAACAUUGGUUGUAGCUGUACUUCUGCUUUAUACCUCUUAGUAUUUGUUUCUAUAUUCUAGAUCAGGGCUCUCAAACUCAUUUCAGUUCAGUUCCACAUACAGCCUAAUAUAAUCUAAAGUGGGCCGGACCAGUAAAAUGCUAUAAGUAAUAUGAUAAGAACUUAUAAAUAAUGUCAGCUCC